AUGAUACUGCGACUGUCCUCACUAGCCCUGGGCCUGCUCCCCCUCGCAAGCGCACUGUCUCCCGCCGACAUUCCCGCCGACACCCCCGUGUCGCAGCUGAUCAAGGACGCCAGCGUCAAGCUCGCGUCCGGCGACACCCAGGAUGCUCUCGUCUACUUCGAUGUCGCCAUCUCGCGAGACCCCAAGAACUACCUCACCUUCUUCAGGCGCGGCGCCGCCUACCUCUCGCUCGGCCGCACGCAGCAGGCCGAGCACGACUUCGACAAGGUCCUGGACCUGAAGCCUGGGUUCGAGGGUGCCCUGCUGCAGAGGGCCAAGAUAAAGGCGAGGAAGGCCGACUGGCUGGCUGCGCGCAAGGACUACGAGGCAGCCAACAAGUCCGACGAGAUUGCCCAGCUGGACGAGGCCCAGGGCGCUGCCAUGAUUGCACACGAGGCCGCCGCAAAGGGCGACUGGGACGCUUGCAUCCAGCACGCAGGCACCGCCAUUGUCGUCGCCGGGGGAGCCUACGACAUCCGCAAGACCAGGGCCACGUGCCGCUUCGAGAAGGGCGAGGUGGUCGAGGGCAUCGCCGACCUGCAGCAUCUCCUGCAGAUGAACAAGGGCGACAUCGAGCCACAUCUCCAGAGCUCGGCCAUGGCCUUCUACUCCCUGGGCGAGCCCGACAAGGGCCUCAAGCACAUCGCACAGUGUCUGCAGUCAGACCCAGACUCGAAGCCUUGCAUGAAGCUCAGGAGACGCGAAAAGACACUCGAAAAGAGCAUGAAGAAGCUCAGGAACAACUUCGAGAGGCGCCAGUUCGCUACCGCCUCGAAGCUGCUGAUUGACCGCGGCGAGGAGGAGCCCGGUCUCCUGAAGGAGGUCAAGCAAGACUUCCAGGACUACAUCCAAGCCGGCUACAUCUACAAGAACUCUCCCCAAGGUCUCUACACACAGCUCGUCGAGAUGACUUGCGAGGCCUACAACGAGAUGAACAACAUGAAGAAGGGCACCCCCUACUGCACCGACGCCCUGACGCUCAACCCGGACUCGCUCCACGGCCUUCUCAACCGCGCCCAACGCGAACUCGAAGCUGACAACUUCGAAGACGCCAUCCGCACUCUCGACCACGCAAAGGAGCACCACCAGCACCAGCGCAUCCAGGAACUUCUUCAAAAAGCACACACCCUGCUCAAGCGCUCAAAGACAAAGGACUACUACAAAGUCCUCGGCUUGACCCGCGACGCCGACGAGCGCGAAAUCAAGAGAGCGUGGCGCAAGGCAACCAAAAUGUACCACCCCGACAAGGCAGCCGCGCAGAACAUGACGCCCGAAGAGGCGCAAAAGAAGAUGUCGGCCGUCAACGAAGCAUACGAAGUCCUCUCCGACCCAGAGCUGAAAGAGCGCUUCGAUCGCGGCGACGACCCCAACAACCCAGAACAGCAGCAGGGCGGCAACCCCUUCCAGGGCUCGCCGUUUGGCGGCCAGCAGUUCAUGUUCAGACAAGGCGGCGGCUUCCCCGGCGGCGGCAGCUUCAAGUUCCAGCAGGGCGGCGGCGGCGGCGGCAAUCCGUUUGGUUUCUAG
Messenger RNA from Ascochyta rabiei, 1563 nucleotides. RefSeq lists its product as uncharacterized. NCBI's taxonomy places the organism in Eukaryota, Fungi, Ascomycota, Dothideomycetes, Pleosporales, Didymellaceae. The coding region runs from base 1 to 1563 and encodes 520 amino acids. Gene Ontology annotation, molecular function: protein-folding chaperone binding; misfolded protein binding. The record is from RefSeq and is a predicted model, not a curated record. The transcript has a single exon. Gene Ontology annotation, biological process: protein folding in endoplasmic reticulum. Gene Ontology annotation, cellular component: endoplasmic reticulum.